This is a messenger RNA of Kluyveromyces marxianus DMKU3-1042, 2553 nucleotides long. RefSeq names its product DEAH-box RNA-dependent ATPase PRP2 (gene PRP2). The coding region runs from base 1 to 2553 and encodes 850 amino acids. The transcript has a single exon. Gene Ontology annotation, cellular component: catalytic step 2 spliceosome; intracellular anatomical structure. Lineage: Eukaryota; Fungi; Ascomycota; Saccharomycetes; Saccharomycetales; Saccharomycetaceae. Gene Ontology annotation, molecular function: ATP binding; RNA binding. The record is from RefSeq and is a predicted model, not a curated record.
AUGGAUAGACACGGAUUGAAAAGAAGGUAUGAAAAUACUGAGUUAAGUGAUGGAAGAGAGAAUCAUGGACCCAAUGGGCCUGAUGACGUUAAAGGGCUCAAGUCGAUGGCUGAACAGAAAAUGUUAACGCCAAAGCAACGUUCACAACUUCAGUGGCUGGUUAGUGAUUUAGAGAUAUGGGAAGAAGAUGUUAAACGUUAUGGAUGGGAAAACCUUAGUGCUGAUGAAAGAGAGAAGAUAACUCUUAAGCGGAAGUUGUUCAAGCUAUUGAACGAAACGGACAAGUACCGUAGUACAGAAGAAGAAGGUGUUAAUAAACUGGAUUCACAAAGAGAUAAUAUUACUAAAAGACCCACAUCGAAGGCUAAGCUUCGAGAGCAUAACGACAGGAUGAGAUGGGAAGAAGAACAAUUGAAAAAAAGUGUCAUUGGACAUGACGUUGAUGAAAUCAAAGUGCGUGACUCAGAUAAAUAUGACUUUGUUUUUGAUCCCGAAUCUAUGAUAGACUUCACCGAAGAUUCAGUUGAUGUGUUGGAACCAAAAGAGGAAGAUGAGGAACAAAACAAAUUGCUGGAAGUUUUAGAUCAAGAGAUCCAAAAAGUAGAUCAAAGUAAACAAUCGAGGAAAUUACUACCUGUUUAUAAAUACAGGGACGAAUUGUUAAAAAGUAUAAGAGAACAUCAGGUUUUAAUUAUUAUUGGUGAAACAGGUUCAGGUAAGACAACACAACUCCCUCAGUUUUUAGUCGAAGAUGGUUAUGUCAAAGAUGGGAAAGCGGUAGCGUGCACACAACCUCGUAGAGUUGCCGCAACAAGUGUGGCGGCUAGAGUUGCGGAUGAGAUGGAAAAAGUUCUUGGUAAAGAGGUCGGUUACAGUAUUAGAUUUGAUGACAAGACAACACCGGGAAAAACUAUCCUAAAGUACAUGACAGAUGGUAUGCUUUUACGAGAAUUUUUGAACGAUCCACAGCUUUCUGGUUACAGUGCGAUAAUGAUAGACGAAGCACACGAACGUACUUUAGCGACAGAUAUUUUACUAGGACUACUGAGAGGAAUUAUACAGGAGCGAAAGGAUCUUAGACUUAUAAUUUCUAGUGCAACUAUGAAUGCUACCAAGUUCUCGAAGUUUUUCUUUGACUGUCCCAUCUUUAAUGUUCCAGGUAGGAAAUAUCCUGUAGAUAUUCACUAUACCCUUCAACCGGAAGGAAAUUAUAUCAAUGCUGCAAUUACCACUGUUUUCCAAAUCCAUACUACACAAAGACUACCAGGUGAUAUCUUAGUAUUUUUAACGGGCCAAGAGGAAAUUGAGUCUAUGAAAGCCAAACUUCUAGAAAUUCUCUCAAAGUUGGACAAUACAAAAUUUCCGGAUCUUUUGAUUGUUCCAAUAUACGCUAAUCUACCGCAAGAGCAACAGGCCAAGAUUUUUGAACCCACUCCAAAAAACUGUAGGAAGGUAGUGCUUGCCACAAAUAUAGCGGAAACAUCUCUUACAAUCAAUGGAAUCAAAUACGUGGUUGAUCCAGGUUUUGUUAAAGAGCAAUCUUACUCUGGUGGUAUUUCAAAGUUAGUUACUGUUCCAUGUUCGAGAGCCUCUGUCGAUCAGAGGGCAGGUAGAGCGGGGAGAUUGGGCCCAGGUAAAUGUUUCAGGCUAUUUACCAAAUGGUCCUACUACAAUGAGCUACCGAGGUCCCCGACCCCCGAAAUCUUAAGAACAAAGUUAAAUCAAGUUGUAUUAUUGUUGUUGUCAUUGGGUAUCAAUGACUUAAUCCACUUUCCCAUGCUAGAUAAACCAAACACGAGACAACUAAGCGAAGCGUUAGAGAAUUUAUAUGCGAUAGGCGCCUUAAACAGCAAAGGUUUAAUUACCAAAGUUGGAAAGCUAAUGUGUGAUUUCCCCUGUGAACCGGAGUUCGCUAAAGUAAUUUAUUCCAGUGCUUUUGGGGAAAACUGUAAAGGAGUUCUUCCUCAAACUGUCACCAUUGUGUCAAUGCUCCAAGAGAGUAACUCGAUUUUCUUACCAGGUCUAAAUCACGAAGAGAAAUCGAAGCUAUUUGGAUCAUUAAUGCAAUCUAGUGACCAUAUGUUGUAUUUAUGGAUUUUUGAACAGUGGGAAGAGAAUGGAUAUUCUAUGCGUUGGUGUCAAGAUUACAAAUUGCAAUACAAGAGUAUGAAGCGGGUAUUGAGCAUUAGAAAGCAAUUGUGGAACUAUUGCGAGAAGCUUGGUUUUGCUAAAGCACACGAGGAGUACGCACAUAUAUCGAAAAACUUGAAUGCAUCUGCCAUCGAAGCAAACAUCAUAAAAUGUUUCAUCUCGGGGUUCCCAACCAAUAUAGCCAAACUUUCCAAACAAGGAUAUACAAAUGUUAAACACGACUUACCGGUUAGCAUACAUCCAUCUAGUGUGAUAUUCAACCGUAUGAAACUGGAGGGUAAACCCAAAAAGUUUAUCUUAUAUCAAACGCUUAUGCUUACUAGCAAAGAAUUCAUCAGAGAUUGUGUCACGUUCGACAAAUACGAGUGGCUACAAGAAACUAUGCCACAUUUGUACAAGUAG